AUGUUGAAGGCGUCCCAAACGCGGUGGAUGCACUUUAUAUUGCAGUUUUUCGCACUUUAUUUAUUUGGCACCAGCGGACUUAUUGAAAUAGUAGAGGAGCAACGAUGUCACGACAAAGAAAUCCGAUUGACUUGUCGGGAGCUGGACACCCAUAUCGCUAUUCUGGAAGCCUGGUACACGUCUAUAGACGAUUAUAACCGUGACCUAAAUACAUCACGCCCAUCAGAGAACUUGAGAGUGAAGACCGAGAACGAUCCAGAGUUAGAUCGAGUUUACGUUUAUUCUAGUCCAAAACACGACGGCGUGUAUGAGUUAACGAAUCAUUCAAUAUUUGAAAAUGUGACGGACUUCACCACAAGCAUAAACGCAAUAGAGUUUAAUGACACUAAACUUUUAAACGACAGUUUUGGUUCGAACGAUACAGUGGAUAUGUCAGUGGAGUUUGUUAACGGUAGUGAGAUGUGCAGUUUACUUUCGUAUACCAGGAGUUAUGCGGGUUGGCAUGACGGCGAAAAGCGGCGGCGGCCUAUCGCGAGAAGCACAUCUAUGAACUUGCGAGCACCGCUAAGUUACCGGUGUACGGGGGUAAACCACUGUAAUUUUCUACUUGAAGAGGACUACCCGCCGGCAGCAGAAUGGCCGCCUGGAGUUAUCUCUAUAAAAUACGCUUGUUUUGAUGAUUCUCUGUCGGUACACUAUUGUAACCGUGAAGUGCAAGUGGCCGUGUCUGGACCGGACAGUGAAGGUUACAUCCGGACGCCCGGAUAUCCGCACUACUACGUGGGGGACGAAUGCCGAUGGAGGUUGAAGGCUAAUCCAGAACAGCGCAUCCGGGUAUCAUUGCUGGAUGUUAGUUUAAGAAGUAUCGGACCUUUUGAAGAACAAUGCACUGAUUACGUGUCGGUGGUAGACUCGAAUGGCGAGUCACUGCUCUCCACUUGUGAACAAGUGGAAUUACCUCAUCGGUUAAUAUCUUUAACGGAUACCAUAGAGGUUGUAGUAGAAGCAAAAUCACAAGGAGCCUACCCAAAAAGAGGGGUUUUACUUCAUUAUAAAAGUAUGGGAUGUGUGACCUUACCACCGCCAUCUGACGGAUAUCUUGUGUACCGUAACGAAGACGUCGCUCAUUACAUGUGUAAUGUUAAUUUUGUAUUUUCUAAUACGCGACAGAGGGCGCUAAUGCUUUGGUGCUAUGAAGAUAAUAGAUGGAAUGGUACCAUACCUUUAUGUAUAGAAGAGGCGACUAUAACAGCCGCCGAGAACGAUUCAGCUCCAGAGAGUCCACAUAAAGAUAUCAAACUGCCGCACAACGAGGCAAACAUGAUAGUCGACAUCGUCAUCCCGUCGCUGUUGAUAGCGGCGCUGUUCAUUGGGAACGCGUUCAUUGUACUCAUCAUAUACAAAUAUAGGAAACGGAAAAACGAGGAUCUGGACGACGAGUUCAACACCAUUCCGCUGAGUGUCAACGGGCUUCAGAACGCGGGCAAUGCUGUUUAG
This is a messenger RNA of Parnassius mnemosyne (clouded apollo), 1497 nucleotides long. The record is from the annotation of a GenBank genome assembly. NCBI's taxonomy places the organism in Eukaryota, Metazoa, Arthropoda, Insecta, Lepidoptera, Papilionidae.